Messenger RNA from Penicillium maclennaniae, 894 nucleotides. Its product is annotated as zinc finger CCHC-type containing 10. The coding region runs from base 1 to 894 and encodes 297 amino acids. NCBI's taxonomy places the organism in Eukaryota, Fungi, Ascomycota, Eurotiomycetes, Eurotiales, Aspergillaceae. The transcript is spliced from 2 exons. The record is from RefSeq and is a predicted model, not a curated record.
AUGCCAGAAGUGUUUGAAACGAGAUAUGUGGCCUUGAAGCGUCUUCCCAUUGAUCGCCAUGCUGACCUGAAUCUACGGCACUACAGCUAUGAAUGCAAGGCGACUGCGCAAGAGCGUCCUUAUACCUCGCGCCCGUCGCGAACACAGCAGUUGCAAAAUCCAAGGUUGAUGCCUAAGCUCUCAACAGAAGUUCCCAGUGACCUGACUCAGUCAAACGGCGUGGCGGAUGACAUACUUGCAAAAAGGGACGAAGAGCGAGGUCGGAAGAGAGACAUUGAUGGAGAGCACACGACAGACCGCCAAGGACGCUCGCCAAAACGGACGAGAUCAUGGUCAUCUCAUUCGACCAAUUCUGUUUCCACGAUUUCCACCAACCGAUCCGCCUCAGCAUCGCCCGACCGCCGUAGCAAGCACGGCUCUCAGAGCAAUGGGCGCCAGGCCGCCUCUGUGUCACCGCCCCCUAAGUCCCGCAAGAGAAGAUACAGUGAUGCAUCUCAAUCUGCCUCGUCCUAUUCCUCUGGCGCCCGACAACGCUCGAGGUCAAGGGAGUGGACCGAGGAAAGGAACAUCCGCCGACGUCGUAGGGAGAGCAGCCCCGAAGAACGAGGAAGACACCGUGAACCCGGAACUCGUCGCCGAAGCGAUCGACGCAGCCGCAGUGUCGAUAAGAGCCGAAUCGCGAAGGAGCGACGAUCCAUAACUCCCCCAGAGACUACGAUUGACCGCGUUGGAAGACGGUCAUACCGAGACCGAGAAAGUCCUCCGACUCACCAACAUUCCUCGGGACGCUCCAGGCAGGACCAAAGAGCACGACCAGAACCGCCGCGGGAGCGAAGCUUGAGUCCAUUUAGCAAGCGACUUGCCCUGACCCAGGCGAUGAAUCAUGCGCGGUAG